This is a messenger RNA of Sebastes umbrosus (honeycomb rockfish), 1264 nucleotides long. RefSeq lists its product as uncharacterized. Gene Ontology annotation, biological process: regulation of heart rate by cardiac conduction; sodium ion transport; cardiac muscle cell action potential involved in contraction. Gene Ontology annotation, cellular component: voltage-gated sodium channel complex. Gene Ontology annotation, molecular function: sodium channel regulator activity. The record is from RefSeq and is a predicted model, not a curated record. The transcript is spliced from 6 exons. Lineage: Eukaryota; Metazoa; Chordata; Actinopteri; Perciformes; Sebastidae. Bases 327 to 977 code for a protein of 216 amino acids.
UUCACACGCUCUAAUUAUAGCUGCCUUAAAGUCAGACGGGACUGCAGGGGAGACUUAAAACUACUGCGAAGAAACACGGAGACUUUUUUUUUUUAGUAAACCUUUUUAUGUGUUCAGAGGCUUUCGGUCAACGUUGGCCUGUUGAACUAAUGGACUGACACUUUGACACUGGAUUAAAUGUCAUGAAGACCAUGGAAUUAAUCGUGGAUCAAGGGGCAUUAUGUCAGUAAUGUAAUCUUAGUCGCCACAGAUAUUUCUCCACAGGUUUACGUCGAGGAAAGUUCAAUAUUUUGUUCAACAGCAGGCCAUAAGUUGCUCCAGUAGAAAUGAUAUGCCAUUUGUCUCUUUUAGUUGUCUUCAGUCUUUUCGUGUCUCAGUGCCACGGCGGCUGUGCGGAGGUGGACUCCAUGACUGAAGCCGUGGCAGGAGAAGGAUUCCUGCUGGGCUGCAUCUCCUGUAAGAGAAGAGAGGAGGUGUCUGCCCGAGCCACGGUGGACUGGCACUUCAAACCUCUGGGAGAGGACGAGUUCAGGCAUAUUUUCCACUAUGACCACCCCAGCGCCGACAUCCUCCAUGAAGAUUUCAACGACCGUCUGGAGUGGCAUGGGACAAAAAACAGCGAUAUUCAGAUAGGAGCCAUUUACAUUCAUGACGUCAUCUUCAAUGACACUGGGAUGUACCGCUGCACAAUCCAGCGUACCCUCUUCCUGCCGCUGUAUGAUGAGCACGUCACUGUGGAGAAGGAUGUGGAGCUCAGCGUGGUGGCUGUAGCCAAUCGGGAGCUGACAGCGGUGGUCGCAGAGAUUCUGAUGUACGUGCUGAUCGUGGUUCUGCAGCUGUGGCUCAUUGUGGUUCUGGUCUACUGUUACAAGAAGAUUUCGGAAGAGCACGAAGCUCGGGAGGCCCGUAAAGCUCUCAAGGCUCAGGCAGAGCUGUUGGAAUCAAAAGACAACUGUGAUGGGGUGCAGCUAGAGUAACAAAACCAUUGAAAAGAUCAUCUCUGCAAGAGUCAAGAUUCAUUACUGUCCUGUGAUUUUGCUAACAAAGACACAAUUACUGUAUAAGAGGUUGAUUUUGAACACGUUGGUCACGCUUAGUCUUAACCUGAUUAACUGUAAAUAGAAGCUGAUGGUGCAGAUGGCAGUAAGUAGAGAAGACUUCCUUUAGAUGGCAGUGAAACGCGUAUUAAAGUAUUAAAUGCUUGAAAGUUUGUGGAUUUGUAAAAAAAAAAAAAAAAAAAGAGCCUUUUCUGAGCCUAUAAAAU